AAUGGCAGCGGGAGUUUCAGACGAGAAGAAUCUCUCUCUCUCCAACUAGUCCGGUCAUCGAAGACAAACUUACGACCGCGUCCACUCUCUUAUAACUCCACACUCUUCUUCUCCUUCUUCCCUCAUCGAUCUCUUUCCUCCAUCUCUGGAUUUUCGCCGCCAUGGAUGGAUCAUCAGCAGCUCCUUUCCUCGCAAAGAUAUACGAAAUGAUCGAAGACCCAAUUACCGAUUCCAUUGUUUCAUGGAGCUUCAAUGGCCGUAGUUUCAUUGUAUGGAAUCCUCUAGAUUUCUCUAGAGAUCUUCUUCCCCAAUAUUUCAAGCACAAUAACUUCUCCAGCUUCAUUCGACAACUCAAUACGUAUGGUUUUAGAAAGAUUGAUCCUGAGCAUUGGGAGUUUGCAAAUGAGGAAUUCAUCAGGGGACAUAAACAUCUGUUAAAGAACAUUCAUAGACGUAAACCAAUUCAUAGUCAUUCUGGAUCAUCAGUUCCAUUAACUGAUUCAGAACGUCAGGAAUUUGUUGAAGAAAUUGAGAAAUUGAAGCAGGAUAAGAGAUUGCUGGAACUGGGUUUACAGAAGGAAGUUGAAGAAAAGAAAAGAUAUGAACUUGAAGUAGAAUUAGUUGGUGAACGUUUGAAAGUUAUUCAAAACAGACAAAUGAAAAUGAUAAAGUUAUUAAUGGAGGAACAGAAACCCACAAAGAUUGGGAAUAAGAAGAGAAGAAGAUUGUUCAUUGGAUUUGGAUUUGGAGAUAAUGUAAAUCAUGAUGAAGCCAUUGAAGAGCUUGAAUCAUCUCUGAAACAUUUGGAAGAUCUUGUGUAUGAUGAUGAUUUAAGAAUAGUUGAUUCAACUGGACAGGACAUAUCAUCGACUGGUUCAAGUGAUGUUCAAUUAUCUCCAUUGUUGAAUCAUGAAAAGAGCCCAGAUUUAUCAUUUGUGAAUCUAAACAUUGAUUCAGAGGCUAAAUCUUGUGAGGUUGAAGAAGAAGAAGAAAGAGGGGAAGUAAAUGAUGGAUUUUGGGAACAGUUUUUUACAUAGAGUCCUUUAAUUGAUAUGAAGAAGUCGAGUUUGCAAGAAGAGAUUUAUUAUAAUUGCGUGUAAUUGUUUUAAUAAUUAGAAAUAUAAAUUUAUAACAAAAUAUUAAAUAUAUUUAUCUUUCAAAUUUUGGUUUCUUACCUUUUGAUUUUGAUAGAUGACUUAGAAGCAGAAAUGAUUGGAGUGAGAUUGGUGAAGAAAAUUUUAGAGGAAAUAAUGUAUUGAUGUGACCAAAUUUGUUGAAAAUUAAUAAUUUUUUUCUAUUUUUUCACUUCA
Impatiens glandulifera is the source of this 1310-nucleotide messenger RNA. RefSeq names its product heat stress transcription factor A-4a-like. NCBI's taxonomy places the organism in Eukaryota, Viridiplantae, Streptophyta, Magnoliopsida, Ericales, Balsaminaceae. Gene Ontology annotation, cellular component: nucleus. The transcript has 2 exons. The record is from RefSeq and is a predicted model, not a curated record. Gene Ontology annotation, biological process: regulation of transcription by RNA polymerase II. Bases 162 to 1037 code for a protein of 291 amino acids. Gene Ontology annotation, molecular function: RNA polymerase II cis-regulatory region sequence-specific DNA binding; DNA-binding transcription factor activity.